Messenger RNA from Microcebus murinus (gray mouse lemur), 2292 nucleotides. RefSeq names its product Wnt family member 1 (gene WNT1). NCBI's taxonomy places the organism in Eukaryota, Metazoa, Chordata, Mammalia, Primates, Cheirogaleidae. The record is from RefSeq and is a predicted model, not a curated record. Gene Ontology annotation, biological process: multicellular organism development; neuron differentiation; canonical Wnt signaling pathway. Gene Ontology annotation, cellular component: extracellular region. Gene Ontology annotation, molecular function: frizzled binding; cytokine activity.
GCGCCGCAACUAUAAGAGGCGGUGCCGCCCGCCGUGGCUGCCUCAGCCCACCAGCCGGGACCGCGAGCCAUGCUGUCCGCCGCCCGCCCCCGGGGUUGUUAAAGCCAGACUGGGAACUCUCGCCACUGCCGCCACCGCCGCGUCCCGUCGCACCGUCGCGGGCAGCAGCCAAAGUCGCCGCAACUGCUGUACAGAGCGGGCAAAGCAGGCCAUGGGGCGCUGGGCGCUGCUGCCCGGCUGGGUUUCUGCUACGCUGCUGCUGGCACUGGCCGCUCUGCCCGCAGCCCUGGCUGCCAACAGCAGUGGCCGAUGGUGGGGCAUCGUGAACGUAGCCUCCUCCACGAACCUGCUGACCGACUCCAAAAGUCUGCAGCUGGUGCUCGAGCCCAGUCUGCAGCUGCUGAGCCGCAAACAGCGGCGCCUGAUCCGCCAGAACCCGGGGAUCCUGCACAGCGUGAGCGGGGGGCUGCAGAGCGCCGUGCGCGAGUGCAAGUGGCAGUUCCGGAAUCGCCGCUGGAACUGCCCCACUGCUCCAGGGCCCCACCUCUUCGGCAAGAUCGUCAACCGAGGCUGUCGGGAAACUGCUUUUAUCUUCGCCAUCACCUCCGCCGGGGUCACCCAUUCGGUGGCCCGCUCCUGCUCAGAGGGGUCCAUUGAGUCCUGCACGUGCGACUACCGGCGACGCGGCCCUGGGGGCCCUGAUUGGCACUGGGGGGGCUGCAGCGACAACAUUGACUUCGGCCGCCUCUUCGGCCGGGAGUUCGUGGACUCCGGAGAGAAAGGGCGGGACCUGCGCUUCCUCAUGAACCUUCACAACAAUGAGGCGGGCCGCACGACCGUAUUCUCCGAGAUGCGCCAGGAGUGCAAAUGCCAUGGGAUGUCUGGCUCGUGCACGGUGCGCACGUGCUGGAUGCGGCUGCCUACGCUGCGUGCCGUGGGCGACGUGCUGCGAGACCGCUUCGAUGGUGCCUCGCGCGUCCUCUACGGCAACCGUGGCAGCAACCGUGCUUCGCGGGCGGAGCUGCUGCGCCUAGAGCCUGAAGACCCGGCCCACAAGCCGCCCUCCCCCCAUGACCUCGUCUACUUCGAGAAAUCACCGAACUUCUGCACGUACAGCGGACGCCUGGGUACAGCGGGCACUGCAGGGCGCGCCUGUAACAGCUCGUCGCCCGCGCUGGACGGCUGCGAGCUGCUCUGCUGUGGCCGGGGCCACCGCACGCGCACGCAGCGCGUCACUGAGCGCUGCAACUGCACGUUCCACUGGUGCUGCCACGUCAGCUGUCGCAAUUGCACGCACACGCGCGUACUGCACGAGUGUCUGUGAGGCACUGCGCGGACUCGCCCCCCAGGAACGCUCUCGUCAAGCCCUCCUCCAAACAGACUCGCUGGCACUAAAGACCCUGAUAUUCGCCCACCCCAGUACCUUCAGCCGCACUCCCCGGCGGUUAUCCGUAUCCCAUCUCUCCCACUUCCUUCCACCUGGGGACUCCUCAAACCAUUUGCCUGGGGCAGCACGAACCCUCUUGCCAUCCUGAUGGACCUGCCGGGACCUACCUCCCUCCCUCUCCAUGGGAGACCCCUUGUUGCACUGCCCCUUGCUUGGCCAGGAGGUGUGAGAAGGAUGCAUCCCUCCCCCAACCCGCGUCAGCUCCUGACGGUGUUGCUCUGCCUAGUCCACUGCUCCAGCGACCUCUCUCCUUCCCCUCUGUGCUCCGUUUUCUCCAGGUCGUCACGGAGACGACCAUUCAUUCUCCUGGCCAGGGUGCAGACCCUGAACACACACCUGGGCAUCAGGGCCUUUCUCCUCCCCACCUGCAGCUGAAGCAGGAGGUUCCAGGGUGAAAGGGCAGCUGUGGUGAUGUGGAAAUGAGGUAGGGGGACCCCGAAGAAAUGCCCCCAUUCUCCCUCUGUCAUGGAGCCACUGAACAGCUGUGAGCCAUGCCUCCCCAAGCCACCUCCUACCCCUUCCUGUCCUGCCUCCUCAUCAGUGUGUAAAUAAUUUGCACUGAAACAACGUGGAUACAAAGCCACGAGUUUGGUUGUUGUAAAUAAAACUAUUUAUUGUGCUGGGUUCCAGCCUGGUUUGCAGAGACCACCUCCACCCCAACCCAACCCCUCUCUGCUCUUCUCUCCUUUUGCCCUCCAGCCUCUUCCAGUCCCUCCUCUUGGUUUCUCAAAGAUGCCUUUGCCUACUGAUAUCAGUAUUUCCUUUCACUGUAGCUAUUAGUGGCUCCUCACCCAACCAAUAUAGCAUCUUCCUCUGUAGAAUAAAAUCUCUAUUUUUAUCAAUGA